Messenger RNA from Micropterus dolomieu (smallmouth bass), 1240 nucleotides. RefSeq names its product homeobox A2b (gene hoxa2b). NCBI's taxonomy places the organism in Eukaryota, Metazoa, Chordata, Actinopteri, Centrarchiformes, Centrarchidae. The record is from RefSeq and is a predicted model, not a curated record. The transcript is spliced from 2 exons. The coding region runs from base 117 to 1190 and encodes 357 amino acids. Gene Ontology annotation, biological process: regulation of DNA-templated transcription. Gene Ontology annotation, molecular function: DNA-binding transcription factor activity, RNA polymerase II-specific; DNA binding.
UUAUGGCAUAGAGGUCUUCAUACGACUAUAUCAGGUUUGGUGGUUUAUGGAAAUACACUUCUUAUUAAAUCUGAAUCAACUUAAAGUCAGCAAAUUUUCAAGACAAGAAGGAGGAGAUGAAUUACGAAUUUGGGCGAGAAAGUGGUUUUAUCAACAGCCAGCCGUCGCUCGCUGAGUGCCUGUCAUCUCUCACAAGCCCUGUCGGUGAUGCAUUUCAAAGUUCAUCAAUCAAGAGCUCGGCGCUUUCACAGUCGACACUGAUUCCUCCUCCUUUUGAGCAGACCAUCCCUGGCCUGAACCCGGGCGUCCACCCACGCCACAGCCGCUCAAAGCAGGCUCUGGGAGGCUGCAGCCCGCUGCAGGCUGGAUCCCUACCCCCGGAGUACCCGUGGAUGAAGGAGAAGAAAAGCAUCAAGAAGAACCAGGCUGCUGCUUCUUCUGCUUCUGCGACAAGGACUGACUCCUCACCGCUCUACUUCUCCCCCCAAGGUUCACCAGAGGUCCCAGAGGGUGGUGGUGGUGGUGAUGUUGGCGGUGGAGGGGAAUCCCGGAGGUUGAGGACUGCGUACACCAACACCCAACUUCUGGAGCUGGAGAAGGAGUUUCAUUUCAACAAAUACCUGUGCAGACCAAGGCGAGUGGAAAUUGCUGCCUUGCUGGACUUAACAGAGAAGCAGGUGAAAGUGUGGUUUCAGAACCGGAGAAUGAAGCACAAGAGGCAGACCCACUGCAAGGAGAACCGGGACAGUGAGGGGAAAUACGCGUGCCUGGACGACGGGCCGGAGGACGAGUUUGAGCAGGCGGCGGACAGCAGCGCGGCCGGGACGCUCCUGGAGAGGGAGAGGUAUUUCCACCAGAAUACCUUGACUUCACAACAGCGUCAGAACGGGCACAAUGGGGGGAACCAAAGCCCGACUGUUACGCUAUUGAACAGCAAUGAGAAAAAUCUGAAACAUUUUCCAAACGCGGCACCCACUGUUCCCAUCUGCGGGUCAACAAUAGGUCCGGACAAUGAUAAUUCCCAGGGCCUGGACGUGUCUUUGCAGGAUUUCCACGUUUUCUCAUCCUCCUCCUCUUUCUCACCGAGUUUGUCAGAUUCACCACAAAGUCCCCUGGCUUUAUCAUCCGAAACUUUUGACCUUUUCUCAGAAACACUCACAACAAUCGACCUGCAAAACUUGAGCUAUUGAAAUAUUGCAACAUGUUUUAUUUUAAUGCAGCUUAAACACUCAGUUGUAGC